Molecule: messenger RNA, 3203 nt
Organism: Menidia menidia (Atlantic silverside)
Lineage: Eukaryota; Metazoa; Chordata; Actinopteri; Atheriniformes; Atherinopsidae
Source: the annotation of a GenBank genome assembly
UUUUUUGAGGAGACCCCUUCCCAUCUUUGAGCUGUCACCAUGGCUAGCCUGGUGAUCAACGAAACCGGAAUGGAGGACUGUGGGAUAGACGAUUCCUUCAAGUACGACCUGUACUCGGCGGUGUACAGCGUGGUCUUCAUCUUAGGCCUGAUUACCAACUGUGCGGCCCUCUUCGUCUUCUGCUUCCGGAUGAAGAUGCGCAACGAGACCACAAUGUUCAUGACUAAUUUAGCGUUUUCCGAUUUAGUAUUCGUUUUUACACUGCCAUUCAAGGUCUUCUACAAUGUGAACCGCCACUGGCCCUUCGGAGACGGGUUGUGUAAAGUAUCAGGCACGGCCUUCAUCACCAACAUCUAUGGCAGCAUGCUCUUCCUCACCUGCAUCAGCGUGGACCGCUUCCUGGCCAUCGUGUACCCGUUCCGCUCGCGCUCCAUCCGCACGCGCAGGAAUGCGGCGCUGAUGUGCGCGGCCGUGUGGCUGACCAUCGUGGGCGGAGGGAUAUCGGUGACCUUCUUCUCCACCAUCAACAGCAAGCACCGAGCCACCACCUGCUUCGAGGGCUUUUCCAAGAGCACGUGGAAGACCUACCUGUCAAAAAUCACCAUUUUCAUCGAGAUUGUAGGUUUUCUCCUCCCCCUUUUGGCCAACUUGGUAUGUUCCUCGCUGGUUCUGCGGACGCUCCGUCGCCCGGUGACCGCUGGCCACGGCUGUGAAAGCAAGAAGCGUGUCUUGCGGAUGAUUGUGGUCCAUCUAGGCAUCUUCAUCAUCUGCUUCGUCCCUUAUAACUCCAUCCUCUUCGUGUAUGCCCUGGUGCGAACCCAGGCCUGGGCCAACUGCACCGUGGAGCGCUUUGCCCGAACACUUUACCCCAUCACUCUGUGCCUGGCCAGUCUCAACUGCUGCCUGGAUCCCGUAGUCUACUAUUUCACGUCCGAGAGCUUUCAGAAAAGCCUGACCAUGGGAGGCAAAGGGAACGUCUCUCGUCUUGAGAGCAUCCCCCGCAGCGACACUGAGACCCAGGAGAAGGAGAGAAAACCAGGGACAGAGAUUCAUGGCCAUAGUUGUACAGAACAACAAGUAUGCACGCUCAAACUGAAAGAAAAGAGAAUAAAAUCUCACUUCUGUCCACUCACCCAUCACCUUACCAAAAGGGUUUCACAACUUAGGAGUCUUCAUGUUUUGGCUGAGAAAAAAUUACCCCCCAGCCAUUCAGAGAGGGCAGAGCUUCCUCCUCCCCUCUCAAGUCAGAGUGCCUCAGAACCGAGUGUCAGCCUUCUCCGAGAACAACCCACAACUGACGCCAUCCUCGCACGCAACUGCAGAGUCAACCAGCAUCUCUGGCGGGGGCUCUGUUAUGAGUUGGCCAAAAAGGCUUUGAUGCUGACUUCGCUGCUGGUGGAGGGACGCGCUUGUGAAGCUGCUGUCGGAAAAAGGAUUUACACAGACAGUGAUGGAACACAAGGUGUUGCCGGUGUCUAAUUAAACUCCUAAAACAGGUAAAAAAGAAGAAAAAAAGAAUGAAGGACUGAAAAAAAGAGGAAGCCCUUAUCACCUCAUGACAGUGUGAGACCCAAAAAGAUAUGACUUCAAACACGACCGGAUCCACCUUAUGCAACUACAACUUGACCAGGUGGAACGAAAGCAUGGACGGAAUGUACACCUACUUCUACCUGCUGCUCUUCAUCCCCGGGCUUCUGCUCAACACCACAGCCCUCUGGGUUCUCUGCAGACACAUCAGCAAGAAGACCAAGGCGGUGAUCUUCAUGAUAAACCUGGCUCUGGCGGACCUGGCCCAAACCCUGUCCCUGCCCCUCAGGAUUUACUACUACUUCACGCACACCUGGCCCUUUGGACAGGGGAUGUGCUUGUUCUGCUUUUACCUCAAAUACUUAAACAUGUACGCCGCCAUAGUGUUCCUGGGCUGCAUCAGCGUGCAGAGGUGCGUCUUCCUGCUCGACCCAUUCGCCGCCCGCCGGUGGAGGCGCCGCUACGACCUUCUGAUCAGCGUGAUCGUGUGGGUGGUGGUUGGCCUCGGUUGCUCGCCUUUCAUUCUGAUGCGGAGCAAAAGCGGCGCGCUGACAGCCGCCAACGUGUCCCGCCCGCUGGGUAUCGUUUCCACCCAGCUGAGCCCGGGGAGGCCCGAGCCUUUCACGUGGCCGUUGAGCACGGCUCCCAGCGUACAAACGACGCCCGACAGAGGGAGCUGUUUUAAAGACCUCCCCAUUCGCAAAGUGAACUUCUCCAUGGCUGUCAGCAUGUUGAGCCUGGCCGAGCUGUUUGGGUUCGUGAUCCCUCUGAUCUGCAUCAGUUACAGCUCCGUCCGCAUCGCCUGGUCCCUGAAGCACAGCCAGGCCCAGGAUGAGCAGAGCGCCGCCUCGUCGGGCUCUACCGCCCGCAGCAGACUCCAGUCGGUCACUUCCAACGGCCAGCCGGACAAGUACGACAGGCACGCCAACGGGGAGAAGCAGCGCGCUCUGCGGAUGGUGCUGAGCUGCGCCGCCCUCUUUCUGUUCUGCUUCGCCCCGUACCACAUCAACUUCCUGCUCUUCAUGAUGGUGUCGCAGGACUACGUGUCCCACUGCGCCACCCGGCUGGCGGUGAAGCAGUUCCACCCCGUGUCUCUCUGCAUGGCCAGCCUGAGCUGCUGCCUCAAUCCUCUCCUCUACUACUUUCUCACCGCAGAAUUCCGAAAGCACCUCACCAAGCGCACCUCCUCCUUCUCCUCCUCGCUCCUCUCCUCCCCGACGACGUGCCCCGCGCGGAGCAAACUGCUCAGGUUGGAGAGCACUUGCUCAGAGAGGGACUAGUUUUGGGAAAAAGGAGAGCAGACAGGGAGAAUUACUCGAGGCGUUCUUUAACCUCAAAGCAGACUGACCAGGUUAGAACGGACAGCUGGUUCAAGUCUCUACCUGUUUAAAUGCAAAACCCAUCGCUUUAGAAAGCACGAAUAAGACAUGUCUGUGUUUUCUUUGGACCCAAACAAUAUCUCACAACAAUUGUCUGACAUUGGGAUAUGUUUUUUUCUUUUUUUAAAGUCUGUGUCAAAUCGGAGUGAAAUGUUCCAACUUUGAAUAAGCUAAGUGAUUCAAAGCUGUAAUGCCAAAACCCCCUGUCGUGCUUCACUGUGAAUAAAACCUGAGCUUAAUGUCUGACCUGCGUUUUUUGAUGCCUGCCUCUCGUGUGUGUGUCGGUGUGUGUUUGCA